AGUCCUCACUUUUGCCCUUCUUCUUUCUGCCCGUCUAUACAAACUCCCUCCCUGUCUCUGUCUCUGCCAUUUUGCGCGUAUGGCGAAGUACUCUUUAGGCUCCGAACCAGUGGUGGGUUCGUUAACUCCAUCGAGGAAGAGGGAAUACAGGGUCACCAACCGGCUUCAAGAGGGGAAAAGGCCUCUUUAUGCUGUAGUUUUCAACUUCAUCGACUCUCGCUACUUCAACGUCUUUGCCACUGUUGGCGGCAAUCGGGUUACAGUUUAUCAAUGUCUUGAAGGGGGUGUUAUAGCCGUGUUGCAGUCUUACGUCGACGAAGAUAAGGAUGAGUCUUUUUACACUGUAAGCUGGGCGUUCAACGUCGAUGGCUCCCCAUUUGUUGUUGCUGGUGGAAUCAAUGGUAUAAUCCGUGUUAUUGAUGCUGGCAGUGAAAAGAUAUAUAAGAGUUUUGUUGGUCAUGGUGAUUCAAUAAACGAAAUCAGGACUCAGCCACUGAAACCAUCACUUGUGAUCUCUGCUAGCAAAGACGAAUCUGUUCGAUUAUGGAAUGUUCAUACAGGUAUUUGCAUUUUGGUAUUCGCUGGUGCAGGUGGUCAUCGUAAUGAGGUCUUAAGCGUGGAUUUCCAUCCAUCCGAUAUUUAUCGCAUCGCAAGCUGUGGCAUGGACAACACUGUAAAAAUUUGGUCAAUGAAAGAGUUCUGGACAUACGUGGAAAAAUCGUUUACCUGGACAGAUCUUCCAUCAAAAUUUCCCACAAAGUAUGUCCAGUUCCCAGUGUUCAUAGCAUCAGUUCAUUCCAAUUAUGUUGACUGCAGUAGGUGGCUUGGUGAUUUUAUUCUUUCAAAGAGUGUUGACAAUGAAAUAGUGUUGUGGGAACCUAAAAUGAAGGAGCAGUCACCUGGAGAGGGUACUGUGGAUAUUCUUCAGAAGUACCCUGUUCCUGAAUGUGAUAUUUGGUUCAUCAAGUUUUCCUGUGAUUUUCAUUAUAAUGCAGCUGCGAUAGGAAAUAGGGAAGGAAAGAUUUUUGUUUGGGAACUUCAGUCAAGCCCCCCAGUUCUUAUUGCAAGGCUGUCUCAUGCCCAGUCGAAGUCUCCCAUCAGACAGACAGCCAUGUCCUUUGAUGGAAGUAUAAUUCUGAGCUGCUGUGAAGAUGGGACAAUUUGGCGCUGGGAUGUUAUGACAACCUCUUGAGCCAUUUAGAACAUGUAUAGAUAAUUAGUCACUUUAUGUUAGCAUUAUUACAUGGUGACUUAUGCAGGAAAGACAGCUAACCUACUUAUGAAAUGGACAAUUUCUGUAGAACAUUACAUGUUUUUGAAUGAGACAGGAAAAGUUUUAGACUUC
Molecule: messenger RNA, 1345 nt
Organism: Cucurbita pepo subsp. pepo (vegetable marrow)
Lineage: Eukaryota; Viridiplantae; Streptophyta; Magnoliopsida; Cucurbitales; Cucurbitaceae
Source: RefSeq, a predicted model, not a curated record